This is a messenger RNA of Arthroderma uncinatum, 1428 nucleotides long. Its product is annotated as checkpoint clamp complex protein Rad1. Bases 1 to 1428 code for a protein of 475 amino acids. Gene Ontology annotation, cellular component: checkpoint clamp complex. The transcript is spliced from 5 exons. The record is from RefSeq and is a predicted model, not a curated record. NCBI's taxonomy places the organism in Eukaryota, Fungi, Ascomycota, Eurotiomycetes, Onygenales, Arthrodermataceae. Gene Ontology annotation, biological process: DNA damage checkpoint signaling; DNA repair; protein N-linked glycosylation.
AUGUCUUUGGAAGAAGUCUGGCUCUCUGCAGCUGCAAACCCCUUCUACCCAACCGUCCCAACUAAGUCUCAAUUCUUUACAGCCUUGGUGCUUCUGCUAGCAGGCUUUGUCCUUACUGGCAUCUUCGCUAUAAAUCGCUCCGCGCUUAACAUCGCUAUCCUUGGGGUUCCAGCCUCUUUGGCUUUCGGAUUUGGUGCGGUGUUCAUGAUCUGUGCCGUGGGGGCUCCCACUGCCUUUGCCCCUCUGCCACCAGUGAUUACAAUGGAUACCAGCAGUGCACCUGUUCUCUCAGCGGUUUCGACCUCUGUUGGCCAGCUUUAUACCCUUCUCAAAUGUAUCGGGUUUUCUCGUCAGGCGUCUGUUCAAAUAACCCCACAAGGUAUCCGAUUCUCAGUCGAGGAAGGGAGGGUUUUGCAAGGGCUUGCCUUCCUCGACAAGGCACUCUUCACAAGUUACAUUUUCAAUGUUCGAAAUGUCGAUAAUGGCGUUACCCAGCCCGAGGAAGAUGGCGACUUUUUCGACACGUCCCUAUAUCCCAGAUUUACCAUUUCUCUUUCCGCCCUCCUUGAGACUCUACAAAUUUUUGGCAUCAACGAUUCAUCACAAGGUCCCAAUCAAAUGAUCAAUGCAACAAACACCCAAUCCAUAAACGCAUUCUCAACUCCCGCCCUAGGCAUGCAUCAUUCUUGCACCAUCAGCUACCUUCGAAAGGGGUCUCCUCUAUGCAUUACGCUGGCCGAGGGUGGGAUUACUACAACAUGCGAGUUAACCACAUAUGAGAUUGAGGAUUCUUCGUUGGACUCUACGCCUGGAGAAUUUGAUAUCCCUCUGCAACGUGAUGCCAUCGUCUUCAAAAUAAUUAUGCGCUCGACAUGGCUUCAUAACGCAAUUGUGGAACUAGACUCGACUUCUCCUACCGUUUUAUCCCUCUCUGCGUCUCCUAACAAGGCUCCAUUCUUUGCCUUAUCAGCCUCUGGUGGCCCGUUCAGUGAAUCAACUGUUGAAUUUGCCAUCGACAAGGAAUCAUCAGAUGGCGUUGACCCCGCCUAUAAAUCAUUCAAUGAAGAUGGAAGCUCCAGGCAGCCUAGAAGAGGCAAGCUUGCGCCCACCGUCACUGAAACAUUUCUCGUUCAACCACCGUCUUCAAAGUCUCGAGUGAAACAGCGGUAUAGAUUCUCCCUUGUGCGAAAGGCCUUACAGGCUAUGGGAGCCUCUAGCAAAGUAAGCAUCCGAGGAGAUGAGCAAGGCGUUCUAAGUCUUCAAUUUAUGAUCGAACUGGGUGAUGGGGCUGGUGCUGAUACGUCAUUGGGUUCAUCUACCCAAGCAGGGACUCGAACUGCUGUGGGAAAUGUUAGUUUUAUUGAUUUCCGAUUCGUACCAUUGGUUGAUGAGGAUGAUGGGGACCAUGAAGGUUCUGAAAAUGAGUAA